Molecule: messenger RNA, 326 nt
Organism: Sphaeroforma arctica JP610
Lineage: Eukaryota; Ichthyosporea; Ichthyophonida
Exons: 2
Coding region: 108-326 (72 amino acids)
Source: RefSeq, a predicted model, not a curated record
CCGGCAGAUACAUGUUCAAUACUUCAGUCCGGAAACACAGAACAUUCACAUUGCUGAGAUCUUAAAUUAUAUCUAGCUGAGUUCUUGUAUAUAAGCACACACACAAAAUGUCAGACGCACCACCGCUAGGGCCACCCCCUAUGCGUGGACCACCACCGAUGGGUCCACGAUCUGCUCUCUUAGGCCCAUUACUUGCACCAGACGCAACCCCGGGAGCAUUAGUGUUUGGGCGACCAAGACCAACCCAAGGUUUGAUGCCGAAUAUGGGACCGCGUCAAGAUACAUUCGCAGAGGCGGAUGUCCUGAGCGAAUGCAUUUUUUUCUAG